AGUAAGCGGCAGUCCCGCCGCGGGAGUUGAACAGCUGGUCGGGAAAAUUGAGCUCCUAUUGGAAAUUUUAGUUUAAAUAUGAUUUAAACACAAUUGCACACUAAAAUUUCGCGUUUUAUUGUGUCACAUAGUGCGCGCCAGCUGGGAGAAUGUUCAAACGCACAUUCAAAGUGGUUUAUCGGCCGAUUCGUAACAAUUUCUUGUUGCUGCCCGAUCAGUACUACGGUGUUGUUUCAACUUAUGACACUGGCUGCCUAAGCCUUCAGUAUAAUGGCCGUGUGCACUAUGCCUCUUGGGCGCCACAGGCGGGCGGCGGUGGCAUCAAAGACACCGAAAUUGGGAUCAAUGCCAGGGCGGCCAAGGAGCUCGGUCUGCAUGAAAAUGAUUUGGUCAAGUGCGCCCUCAUCGCUGACGUUCUAAAUCUGCGCAGCGUGCAUGUCACGCCCGUCUCGGCCAAAGAUUGGGAGAUCAUUGAGCUGAGCACGGAGAAAAUCUCUGGCAGCGUACUGGAACAAACGCGCAUUGUAAACUCAUCGCAAAUCUUGCUAGUCUGGAUUAACAAGUCGAUGCAAGUGGCGCUGACAGUGGAUCGCCUAAAGCCGCAUAUAAGCUAUGGACGUCUCGAUCACAACACGCAGCUGGUUGUUGCGCCAAAUCUGUUCAAGGGUUUGACCAAUGGCAAUGAUAACGACAACGCCGAGGAAAGCAAUAAACUCUCGCGCAGCAAGACCAGUGCGCAGGUGCGUGAUGAGAUGAAAACGACCCCGUCUGCCCUUGUUCACUCCGCAACAAUGAGCAAUGUGAAGAACAACUUGCAACGCAACAAGAGGCAGGAUCACAUGGAUCGUUUAAAGAAGGACUUGCGGCGUGAGAGCUCGCGUGUCUUUGAGUUUCGUGUCAUACAAGGACUCUGGCAUGAGAAGGCACAGGAAUCGGAUGUGUACAUAACGCAAUCGCAUUUGCCCGAAUUUAUGGAUCUGGAGCAGUUCUACAGCAUGCGCACCGCUGGCGAUAAGGAGUACUAUGUGCGUGUCCGACUAGCUGACGAUGAGGAGGAUGGAGAUUUGCCAGCCACCAUUCAUCCCUCCAUCGAGCUUAAUGCGAAUUUGAUGAAGCUACUGAACAUUAAGGAGCUGGAGCGCGUUGUGCUGCGCCCCAAAACGACGGUUGUGAACUUUGUGGAGAAGAUUGAGCUGUUUGCGCACAAGAAGACGCAUUACAAGAUUAUUGAGAAUGCAUUUAAGCGAUUUGUGAUUGAGAAAACUCAAAAAGCGGCCAUGUUGUUCAAUCAGGAGGAGGUGGUGCGCCUGGAGGACGAUCUGCUGGUGACAGUGGGUAUAUUGCCCGAACAUUUUCGGUAUUGCGUUGUGGACGCACAGUUCCUAAAAGAAUCGAAAAUCUAUGCCGCCGAUUUGGUGCGUCCCGUUAAUGAAAUCAUCAAGGAGCGACCGCCAGCAAAAACGCCACUGAGCGUCAAGGACUUGAUACGACUGCCAGAGUAUGAUCGAAUUGUGGAUCAAGUGGUCAGCGAGCUGCGCAUGAAUCUGUGCCUUAACUCACAAAACUCGGUGCUGCGCCAGGGCAAUGUGCUGCUGACCGGCGCCGCAGGUACUGGCAAAACGGUGCUAGUGGAGCGCAUAUUGGAGCAGUUAUCUCGCCAACCGGAUUAUUGCUACUUUGAUAUAUUCUACUGUUCGCGCAGUAAAGGACGCAAAACGGAAUCAAUACAAAAAGAUUUACGUAACAUAUUCACCUCCUGCCUGUUGCAUGCACCUGCAAUUGUGGUGCUGGAGAAUCUGGAUGUGCUGGCGCAUGCUGCCGGCGAGCAGUCCAGCCAGGAUGGCGAGUACUUCAACCGCAUGGCAGACACUGUCCAUCAGCUCAUCAUGCAGUAUACCAGCAGCAAUGCGAUUGCUGUCAUUGCCACGGUCAGUGAGCUGCAGACGCUGAACAAGCGGCUCAGUGCGCCACGUGGUCGACAUCUGUUUCAAACCGUGGCCCGGCUGCCCAGCUUAGAGCGCGCCGAUCGUGAGAUGAUAUUGCGCGAGCUCUGCAGUCAUAUUGCGUCCAGGGACUUGGAUGUGGUCAAGUUCUCGAACCUAACGGAAGGCUAUCGCAAGUGCGAUCUUGUGCAAUUUGUGGAGCGAGCCAUUUUCUACGCCUAUCGCAUUAGCAAAGCUCAGCCGCUGUUAACGAAUGAUCAGCUUAUAGAAUCCCUGGAACACACGAAUUCCUACUGCCUGCAGGGUAUCCAAAGCAACCAAAAGACUGGCGCCGAUGCGAAUGCCAAUGAAAUGCGCGUGGAGGAGCUGCCCGGACUGGAGCCUGUGGUCAGUGUGCUUGAGGAGGUGCUCAUGUGGCCAUCAACGUAUCCCACGAUAUUCAAUGCAUCGCCUUUGCGCAAUCAGGCUGGAGUCCUGCUCUAUGGCCCGCCUGGAACGGGUAAAACGUUUUUGGUAUCACAGCUGGCCAGCUGCUGGAGUCUGCGCAUUAUUUCCGUCAAGGGACCCGAGUUGCUGGCCAAGUACAUUGGCCAGAGUGAGGAGAAUGUGCGCAAUCUGUUCAAUAGGGCGCGCAGUGCGAAACCCUGCGUUCUCUUCUUCGACGAAUUUGACAGUUUGGCGCCAAAGCGUGGCCAUGACUCCACGGGCGUGACAGACCGUGUGGUCAACCAGUUGCUCACCGAACUGGACGGCGUGGAGGGGCUGCAGGGCGUAACGGUUAUAGCGGCCACGUCGCGACCAGAGCUGCUCGAUCCGGCGUUGCUGCGCUCCGGACGCAUUGAUCGCCUCGUGGAGUGCCCGCUGCCGGAUGCAGUGGCGCGCGUGAGCAUCUUCGAGGCGCUUAGCGCAACGCUCAAUCUGGAUGAGUGCGUGGACUUUGAUUGGUUUGCGGGCAGAACACAAAACUACACUGGCGCCGAUAUACAAAGCAUUCUGACCUCGGCAAACAUGGCAGCGGUUAAGGAGGCGCUGGCACAAUUCGGACAUGAGAAGCUGCCAAAGAAAAUUUUAGUGAAGCAAAAACAUCUCGUCGAAUCGUAUCAGACGACGCGCCCAUCGCUCAGCGCCACCGAUGUAUCCAAAUAUAAGAAAACGUACGCACGCUUUACGAACAAGGAGAAGAGCUCCAGGGAGUUUGUGGCCAAACGGGCCACCUUGGCGUAGCUCUAAAGACUAAGAAACUAAGCUAAAAGAUAUAAUUAUAUAAAACCGAAGUUCGGUUUUUAAUGGGA
Molecule: messenger RNA, 3235 nt
Organism: Drosophila virilis
Lineage: Eukaryota; Metazoa; Arthropoda; Insecta; Diptera; Drosophilidae
Gene: Pex1
Product: peroxin 1
Biological process (GO): protein import into peroxisome matrix
Cellular component (GO): peroxisome; peroxisomal membrane; cytosol
Molecular function (GO): ATP binding; ATP hydrolysis activity
Source: RefSeq, a predicted model, not a curated record